CACAGAUAUAAAGGCUGGAGGUGGCCAGGGCAGAAGGUAGCACACACCGUCUGCGGAUCCCUGUUUACUCAAAUAGCCUCCCAGGGCUCCUCACACCUCCCUCCAGUUCUCUUGGUCUACUUAAGCGAAACCUUGUUCGAAGACACGUUCGGGUAUCCCAGACAGUAAGGCAGAGAUUCGCCAAGACCUGCUUAACAACGCCAGUCCACGUCAAGCCAAGCCCAGUCAUUAUGGAUAUUGCCAUCCAGCACCCCUGGUUCCGACGUGCCCUGGGCUAUCCAUCCCGCCUCUUUGACCAGUUCUUCGGGGAGGGCCUGUUUGACUAUGACCUCUUCCCCUACGCCACCUCCACCGUCAGCCCUUAUUAUCGGUACUCGCUCUUCCGCAACUUCCUGGAUUCCUCCAACUCGGGCAUGUCUGAGGUGAGGUCUGACAGAGACAAGUUCAUGGUCUACCUGGAUGUGAAGCACUUCUCCCCCGAGGAACUCAAUGUAAAGGUGGCAGAAGACUACGUGGAGAUCCAAGGCAAGCAUGGGGAGAGACAGGAUGACCAUGGCUACAUCUCCCGCGAGUUCCACCGCCGCUACCGCCUGCCCUCCAACGUGGACCAGUCGGCCAUCACCUGCACCCUGUCGGCCGAUGGUCUGCUCACCAUCUGUGGGCCCAAGUCAGGCGGCUCAGAGAGCGGCCGUGGAGACCGCAGCAUUCCUGUCACCCGUGACGACAAGACUAACUCUACCCCCUCCUCUUAGGCCGCCUCAUAUAAUAGUUGGCAGGAAAGGGGGAGUGAGUGGGGGCUUAGCGGGGGCCUUGGCUUCAAGCAAGGGCGGGCACCUCACCAGUAGGUUUGGCGGUUAGGCUAAUAAAGAUCCAACCCCCUCACAUUUACUAAACUUAGCCCUCUCCCGACUUUGCCCCUAUAAGGUAUCCAUGUAUAUCUAGCCUAAUACCCUCUUCUAGAUCCUAGCUAAACACAAACUAUGAUUGUUGAUUAUUAUACUAAUGUGAGGAACAGAUAAAGAGGAAGGGCUGAAAUGGGUCUGAAAGUUGCAAAGCAACCAGUUAGUUGAAAGGUUCCCUAAAUCUAAACCCCUUACCUUCUGGACCCCUUCUUCUCAAGAGUUGAAGUUUCAACUAAAUAAACUGUUGCUAAAAAGUCAUUUUCACAGCUUUUAAAACAGAUUUUCAUCAAUCUAUUUGCCUGUUCUUGGCAAAUAAGGGUAUGAUGUUGCCCGCAACUGAGAGAGUAUAUCAAAAAAAAAGUGGAUAGAGGGUUUAGGGGUUUGGUUUAGGUUGCAUUCGCUUUGUUCUGCUCAAGAGGGGUUUGAUCUGCAAGAGUCUUCAUAACUGGGAUCAUCCAGCCACAUGGCUAGUCUUCCUCACCUGUCCACUUUCUUCUUGCCUUAUCUCUUAUGUUUCACUGAUUUUUUUCUCCCUGUCCUGUAGCCUCUAGUUCUACUUAUAACUUAUAGCAGCCUCUUUCCUGAGGGGUCUACUAAAACACAUGAUCACAAUAAAGUUGUAUCAUUAACCAA
Astyanax mexicanus (Mexican tetra) is the source of this 1535-nucleotide messenger RNA. RefSeq names its product crystallin, alpha A (gene cryaa). Gene Ontology annotation, molecular function: protein folding chaperone; structural constituent of eye lens. Lineage: Eukaryota; Metazoa; Chordata; Actinopteri; Characiformes; Acestrorhamphidae. Gene Ontology annotation, biological process: protein refolding; lens development in camera-type eye; response to heat. The record is from RefSeq and is a predicted model, not a curated record. Bases 231 to 752 code for a protein of 173 amino acids. The transcript is spliced from 3 exons.